AUGCCUCUUGCUCUAUACUGUCGGGAGUGUGCUCUCAACUUUGAGAGUUUACCUGAAAAAGAGAAACAUAACGAGGAUGUACACUAUGGCUUUGCUCAACCUUACCCUGAAAUUUCUGAGAAAGAGUUUGAACUUAUGAGUUCAUGGAAUACCCACAAACUUGUUCAUCAUUGUCCCGUCUGUUUCCGCCAUUUUCGUGUCAUCAACCAUCUCAUCGAACACCUCACCACGUCUCAUCCUAUUCGCUGUCUCAAUAAUCCAUUGGCUCAAACAUCGAAAGAAGUUGUGGAAAACUAUUGGAAAUUACUGGACCAUGUGCUCCCUGGUGAGCGUGCUAAUAGCAUGCGUCUUUGGAAGGCUGAUACUGUUUCAAAGAAAUGUCCUUACUGUCCCACCUAUAACCCCGCUCUUCGUCUGACUUAUAAUCAUAUCCGCUGCUAUCAUCAUCGUCGAGGAAACAAUAUCCCACUACCAGCCUAUGAGAAAUAUCUCCGAUGGAAAGACCACGUAGAAAAUCUCUAUCCUGGACAGCUGAAGAAGAUGGACGAGGAAUUCAUCUACGGCCAUGGUAUCCUAGAUCAACCACAAGAGGAGGACUUUGACGCUAUUUUCCUUGAAUCAUUUCCAUUUUGA
Caenorhabditis remanei is the source of this 633-nucleotide messenger RNA. RefSeq lists its product as uncharacterized. The record is from RefSeq and is a predicted model, not a curated record. The transcript is spliced from 3 exons. Bases 1 to 633 code for a protein of 210 amino acids. NCBI's taxonomy places the organism in Eukaryota, Metazoa, Nematoda, Chromadorea, Rhabditida, Rhabditidae.